AUGGCACCUCCAGGAGAAAGCAAUAUCUCAAUUCUCCUAGCAAAAAUGCAACCAAGCCUAGACCCAACAACCUACGUUUUCCUCACAGCCAAGUUACCCCUUCACUUGUUGCCCCUCUCGACCCUCCAGCCGCAACUAAUCGUGCCAGAAGAGGAGGGCACAACGGUUGUGACAACAGAAGAGCUCGCCACAUUGCAUGGCUUCGACGAGUCAACCUUCCCUUGCAAGAAAAUCUCUCUUACUAUCCACUCCAGCCUGGAAGCGGUCGGCUUGAUCGCUGCCAUUACUAACCGGCUGAAAGACCAUGACAUCAGUACCAAUGUCGUCAGUGGGUAUUUCCAUGAUCAUAUCUAUGUGCCCGUUGCGAGAGCAAAGGAUGCGAUGCGGGUUUUGGAGGAAUUGGCUGCUGGGGCGAGGGGAUGA
Molecule: messenger RNA, 423 nt
Organism: Penicillium vulpinum
Lineage: Eukaryota; Fungi; Ascomycota; Eurotiomycetes; Eurotiales; Aspergillaceae
Product: ACT domain-containing protein
Exons: 1
Coding region: 1-423 (140 amino acids)
Source: RefSeq, a predicted model, not a curated record